CGCCGUGCCGAGUGGGACUGUACGCCAAGCCUCUUGGAAAGGUUUUAUCAGUGACAUGUGCUUUGAUACGCCUUAGAAAGGCGCAUAUAUUGUGCUGAUAGGGGGUUACGAGACGCCUUUGCACCGCCGUUGCCUUGGGAUCUGCGUACGUUUCUCCCUUACGCUACUUUUACUGCCCGUUAAACCUUUACGCUGACUGCACCUGUGACCUUUCCACCCGCUGACUUCUGCUCAUUAAGAAAUAUUGUGAAAUGAAGCGAAAUAUUACUGGAGGAGAGAUCGUACUUUAAUAAGGUCUUAUGUCAGUUAGCGAGAGGAAAAGAACGGCUCUAAAUGAUAAUAAUAGUUGAUUUACUGCAGAAGGCAAGUAGAAAGAAAAGAGAUUAUUAAUAUCUUUCUCUUCUGUAUUUUGAAAUGCAAAGUGGUUCGUUAAGUCGCGUUAAGUGUCUCGAGAAAGUGCUCGUAUUGUAGAGUGUCUUCCGGGAAUGAUUUGGGUGUCUGUCGGUGAUCGCCAGAAUCGAUAAGGGCAAAGAAUCUCACCCAGCGGUAGAACACCCACCAGCGUCUCUUCCUCUCCCAAAGAUGAUCUUCGCUCGCUCCCUGCUCUUCUUGUCCCUCGCCCUCGCUGGAGGAGUGAAAGGGUCGAGUGAUUUCCAGCACUUCACAGUAAUUCCAGAGAGUCUGGAAGUCAGAGAAGGAGAAGACGUGUUUCUGCGCUGUGUUGUACAAAACCAGCGAGGGAAAGCUCAGUGGACCAAAGAUGGCUUUGCUCUGGGCUUUGAGCGCAAUGUUCCAGGGUAUCCGAGGUAUUCCUACGCUGGCGAUCCAGAGCUUGGAGAGCAUCACUUGGUGAUUAAAGGCGUGACAUUAACCGAAGACGGGGAGUAUCAGUGCCAAGUAGGGCCAACUAUCACCGACCCACCGAUUUGGACGGCGGCGAACGUCACGGUUUUAUUGCCUCCGAAGAGCGUGAGAAUCGUCGGGUGGAACGAGGGCUCCCUGGUACAGGUCGUAGCGGGGCAUUCCAUCACCCUCGAGUGCCUGGUCGCCGACGCGAGGCCGCCCCCGUCGGCUAUUUGGUACAGAGGUCCCGAGCUCGUCGAUCAAAAUCUUCAAGAAGACGACAUUGAGGCCUCGACCCUUCCACGCAGAUGGAGUCUCCGAAGUCAGCUGGUGGUGAAGGCAGAAGCAGAGGACGACGGGAGAGAGUUCUCCUGUCAGGCCAGUCACCCUGCCCUCAGGGGAUCCAGGGAACCCCCUUACUCCUCCAUUAUUCUUUCAGUCUUACAUCCCCCGGGCAACCCCAUCAUCACGGGGUACGAGAUGAGCGAAACCAUGCUGGAAGGGGAACGUCGCAACCUCACCUGCGUCGUCAGGGGCGGUAACCCGACUCCGUGGGUGGAGUGGUACCGCGACGGGCGCCUCCUGGACGACCGGACGGCGCCCGACGUCCCUCCUCCGGCGGACCUCGAGGGCGUGAUUUUCAAGACGUAUCAGGUGACGGCGACGGCGGAGGAAAACAACGCCGUUUAUAUGUGCAGCGUCUCCAACGACCUGCUCAGUAAUCCGCUGACGACGAAUGUCACCUUAACUGUUCAUUACAAACCGAGAAGUGUCACAAUAACUGGUGAUUCCGUCAUAGAAGAAGGAGGACUAUUGGAGCUGAAUUGUCGUACAUCGCCUUCUAAUCCACCAGCUGCCAUCACCUGGAUCAUGAGAGGAAAACUAAUAGCAUCCACGAAGCGCUCAUUGGAGGAAGAGGAAGGCGGCGGAUGGAUCACCUCUUCAGUACUGAGGGAGAAAGUCAUCGGCGUUGGGAACGCCACUCACAUCACCGUCGAAUGCAGAGCCUCCAACCCGGCUGUGGACACGACGGUCAAGGCCGCCAAAGUCAUCACGAUUACAAAACCCUUGGGAGCACCUGUGCUUGACACCGAUUUCGGGCGUGACAUAGUGGCCGGCAGCCGCCUACGCAUCGCUUGCUUCACCGUGGGCGGCUUCCCCCCGCCCACUCUCAGCCUGUACAAAAACAACGACAUCAUAAGAAGCAAGAUGCACUACGACAAGAACAUCACGCGGGUGGAGGCCGAUAUCACAGUCACGCCUGGCGAUAAUAAGGCAGAGGUCACCUGUCAAGCCACCAAUGAGGUCACGGCCACUCCCCUCAAGACGUCUGCUAGACUCUCGGUCUUGUUCGCCCCCUGGAACAUCGAGAUGUCGAUUCGCCCCGUGACUGUAGAAGCUGGCGAAAGGGUCACCGUAAAAUGUGAGUCGUCUUCGAGUCUUCCUCCGGCUAAUAUCACCUGGAGGUCGGGUGGGACCCCCCUACCGGGUGCUAACACCAGGGCCUCCAAGGGAUCAUACGGUGGCACUUAUUUGAUAUCAGAAUUGGAAUUACGGACUACAGCAGGCGAUAACGGCCGGAUGAUCGAAUGCAUAGCUGAUAAUGGAAUCGGAACCCAGCUUGUGUCCAAUAUCACGCUCACCGUCUUACAUGGGCCCAUCUGGAUCGUGCCUCCCCCGGAGAAGCUGGAUGUCUUCGAACACGACGAGGUGGUCAUCACGGCUGCUGCCAAGUCUAAUCCUGGGCCUCUCAGAUACAUAUGACGUCGGGGUGACGAAACGCUCAAGAGUAAUGGCGGCGAACUGCAGCUGGGGAGGGUAUCCAGGGCCCGGGCGGGCAACUACUCAGUGACUGCCUUCAACACCAAGGGCUCGCUUGAUGCCUCCAUUCUUCUCAACG
Molecule: messenger RNA, 2743 nt
Organism: Macrobrachium nipponense
Lineage: Eukaryota; Metazoa; Arthropoda; Malacostraca; Decapoda; Palaemonidae
Product: nephrin-like
Exons: 15
Coding region: 583-2607 (674 amino acids)
Source: RefSeq, a predicted model, not a curated record